Molecule: messenger RNA, 2021 nt
Organism: Daphnia pulex (common water flea)
Lineage: Eukaryota; Metazoa; Arthropoda; Branchiopoda; Diplostraca; Daphniidae
Exons: 9
Coding region: 66-1970 (634 amino acids)
Molecular function (GO): protein binding; extracellular matrix structural constituent
Source: RefSeq, a predicted model, not a curated record
AUUCGACACGCAGUCGAGUCAACAGGAAAUUUUGGAUUGGGGCUUGUUCCCGAUGAAAGUUUGAAAUGGCUCGUUUAUUCGACGCAAUUUGGAUUCCUUUUUGUUUUCUAGUUAUUUCGUCGGCUUACUGUCAAACUUCUUACUCGUUUGACGCCGAUGCGAAAAACUUACUAGAACAAAUCCAACACUUAAGAGGAAACUAUGAUCGCAUGGAAGCAAAAGUCGGUGAACUGACGGCGAAAGUAACCCAAUUGGAAAAACAACUUCUUAAAGAAACAUCAUCGAAGACCAAAACUCGAGGGGCUCAAACCGACAUGAGAAGAUCGUGCAGUGAGAUUAAAUCAGCAAACCCUGGUCUUAAUUCAGGAAUGUACUGGAUCGAUCCGGACGGCCAAGACGUUGGCGACGACCCCAUCGAAGUCCACUGUGACAUGACUUCAGGUAUCACUAGCAUUUUACACGACAGCGAAGAAUACGUGGAAGUGGAUAACUGUUUCGAUCCCGGAUGCUACAGCAGGGACAUCCACUAUUCAGCAAGUGACAGACAGAUAACAAAAUUAAUCGAGUUGUCCAACGAAUGUCACCAGUACUUUAAAUAUGACUGCAUCGAAGCACCGUUCGAGUUUAACGGCCAACAGGUUUCGUGGUGGGACGACCGACAUGGAAACCCGCAACACUUUUGGUCCGGAAAACACACAAGUGGUCACACCUGCGAUUGUGGCAUCAACAGAAACUGCAUUGGUGGGUCAACCAAAAAAUGCCAUUGCGACUCAAGAUUAUCUUACUCGGAGUCCGAUCACGGAAUCAUCACGGAUAAGAGCGUUUUACCAAUCAAACGUCUACAUUUCGGGCAUACUUCGACUGGCUCCGGCGGACACACUCUGGGGAGAUUCCAGUGUUCGGGACAGAUGGCCAAUCAAAUCGUUAAUAAAAUACCAACCUCAUGCGCAGACCUGAGAGCAUUGGGACAUGCCUCAAGCGGAUUUUAUUUCAUCCAAGGAACCCAAAAAAUCGAAACAGUGUACUGUGAAUUCACGAAAUUAUUGACAGAAGCAGGUUUUGAGACUUGGGUCGGAUACGCGGAUCUCAAGCCGGAACCAACUCAUUCCGGAAUGCCAACGUCCUGUGCCGAUUUGAGGGGAAUAGGACACACUUCGUUCUCCAGCGGAAUGUAUUCCAUCAUGGGAAGGAAGUUUGUGGAAGUGGUUUUUUGCGAUUUCACCAAAUCCCAGGACGAUAAAGGCUUCCAGACAUGGAUGGGCUACGCGGACCUCAAGCCGGAACCCAGGUACUCGGGAGUGCCAAAGUCCUGUGCUGAUUUGAAGGACAUAGGACACACGACCUUCUCGAGCGGAUUGUAUCCCAUUUUCGGGGAGAAAUUCGUCGAGAUGGUUUACUGCGACUUUGACAAACCAUCGAUCAUGAUAGGUCUCCAGAGAAAUAUUGGAAUUGUUGAUGUUAAAUCAAAGCCCACCUUUUUCUAUGGGCAGCGGAACACUCCUUUCACCACCUACGGCAGCAUACCGUUCGACGUCCCUUCAAACAGUGUAAGCAAUCAGAAUGUGCUCAACAUCGGCAACGCCUGGAAGACCAGUUCAGAUCGCUUCGAGGCCCCAGUCAAAGGUCGUUACUUUUUCUCCGUGUCCGGUAUUGCGACGUGCCGGACGGGAGCGCUGACGUGCAAAUUCAGUAUCUUCCUGGAGAGAAGCUCUGUUGUUGGUGGAAUUGGACAUGCAAUGGGCGAGGUCGACAUGGAGAGGCGAGAUAAAACCAGCAAAGACUCGGAAACGUUUUCCAUUCAAGCGACGCUCGAUUUGAAAAAGGGCGAAACCGUCUGGCUUCAUAUCGAUCCUAAAUAUUCUUCGCCUGUAGCGACAUUGUACGACGACCCUAGGCAUUACACUCACUUUAUUGGCAUAUUACUGCAAGAAGACAUUGGUGAUUCUUUCGGAUUGUAUCGGCAUGCAUAGACUAACGUUAAGGUUCGAUCACCCUUUUUUUUUUUAAUUUGAUUCUUUCCA